Larimichthys crocea (large yellow croaker) is the source of this 3772-nucleotide messenger RNA. It is a transcript of the gene deaf1, whose product is annotated as DEAF1 transcription factor. The coding region runs from base 507 to 2264 and encodes 585 amino acids. Gene Ontology annotation, cellular component: nucleus. The transcript has 14 exons. Gene Ontology annotation, biological process: regulation of transcription by RNA polymerase II. The record is from RefSeq and is a predicted model, not a curated record. Lineage: Eukaryota; Metazoa; Chordata; Actinopteri; Sciaenidae. Gene Ontology annotation, molecular function: DNA-binding transcription factor activity, RNA polymerase II-specific; DNA binding.
AAAUUAGGCUGUACACUGCAGACACUGGAUUUGGAAGGGCAUUUAGCAGUGUUUUGACGUCAGCACAUAAAAAUAUAAAUUUUAAACUGAACAGUGAAAGUAAUUUAAAGAAUGAAAACACACUAGGUCGUUGAUAUGAAAAUGAACAUGUAGUAAACCGUCUCUAAAUUCAGAUGGUCUGACUCCUCUCAUGCUGGUUUUGUUUCGGCUACUUCGGGUCCGCUCGUGUGUUUCCGGUAAUCUCCGCUCCGCUGCGUCUCUUGCCUGUCGACUUGAUGAAAACAAACAGCCGAGCGGCUCUCUCUCCUUUAUCCGGAUUUGUUCACACGAUUCAUUGAUAUUUCCGUUAAUUUUACACAUAAUUUUGCUCAUUUUCUAACGAUUACCGCAAAGGGGGUUUCGUAUUUGCGGUUCCUCUCUGGUUCGUAACGAGCUCGGCUGCGCUCGGAUCCCGUCCUGCUCCGACACUGCUCGUUCUCACUCGGCUCUUGUCGUACGGCGGAAGAAUGGACGAGGCGGACUCGGCCACGAAGGCACUCGGGCUGGAUGAACCGCCCAUCGUCAUGCCGCCGGUGGGAGGCUCGGAUACCGAGUCGGAGGCCGAAGUCACGACGAUGGCCGUGAUGGCCGAACCGGGGAACAUCGACAUGGGAGCCGAGUCCUUGCCGAACCCAGACGAGGCCGAAGCGGCUUUCGCAGAAGUGACGGCUGUGACGGUGGCCGACGUUCAGGGUGCGGAGGACAAUGUUUUCACCACAACUGUUGCCACAUCAGGAAGUCUCCCUGAACACAUGCUGAGUGGGAGGACGACCCUCCAGCUGGGUGAAGGUCUCAGUACCCAGAAGGCCACUUUAAUCGUGGUUCACACUGACGGCAGCAUUGUGGAGGCGGCUGGCCUCAAGUCUGCUGCCACCAUCGCAUCAGGCCCACAGACUCCGACCACCCCGCUGACUCCACCCGAGGACAAAGAACACUGUUCCAAGUACAACUGGGACCCCUCAGUAUACAACAACGAGCUGCCGGUCCGCUGCAGGAACAGUAGCGGAGUCCUCUACAAGAACCGACUGGGAUCAGGAGGGAAAGGUCGUUGCAUCAGACACAACCAGCAGUGGUUCACUCCCACUGAGUUUGAAGGUCUGGCAGGAAGAGCGAGCAGCAAAGACUGGAAGAGGAGCAUCAGAUACGCCGGCAGACCUCUGCUCUGUCUCAUACAGGAGCGCAUUCUAAACCCCCACGCUGCGUCCUGUACCUGUGCAGCCUGCUGUGAUGACCUGACAGGGUGCCCAAAGGAAACAGAUUCUCUGGUAGCAGAAAACAUCAGUAUGACUGGUCCAGUUCGCCUCUUCGUCCCAUACAAGAGACGGAAGAAGGACAACGACCUUCCGGUCACCCCCCCAAAAAAGGAGCUUCCAGCCCCCAAAAAUAUCACGCUGGCCCCGGGGACCACAUGUAUGUCAGUCACGGUGUCUCCGUCAGGACAGUUCACCACCUCCGGUACUUUGACCUUUGACCGGAGUGCGACGGGCGACGCCACCGCCGCUGCUGCUGCUGCCGCCAUCAUAUCAGAGAAUUCAGCACAGAGCGAGGUGUUCACCAGCACAGCAGGAGGGGAUCUCUUUGCAGCCAGUAUGAACUGGAGAAAUGAUGACAGUGAUCAAAAACUUUCAAAUUACACAUCAGCAGUGUUGACGGCGUUGCCGGCAUUAGCGGUAGCUCCUCAGCCGGUUCAGGCCAAGAUGACUGUGGCAGCAGCGGCGUCCCCGUCCGUAGGGCUGGUGAAUGGGCUGGAGGUGAGUCCCAUAGGAGGGACAGGGACGGGGACGGCAGUCAGUGAGGGGCAGAAGAACACCUGGCUGUACCUGGAGGAGAUGGCCAACACGCUGCUGAGCAACGUCCAGCAGCUGAAAGCUCUAAUCGAACAGGCCAAAAACAGUCCUGGGGACAUGGCAGGGGUCAAAGGUCAGGGAGGCAGGAAGGAGUGCAUGCAGUCGUUUCAGAACCAGAUCUCGUUUCAGCAGCCGGACGAUUCGGAAGUCAAGAGGAGCUCUGAAAUCACAGAAAUCAUCAUCAAUCAGAUGUGUGUGAACUGUGGUCGGGUGGCGAUGAGCGAGUGUACCGGCUGUCACAAGGUCAACUACUGCUCCACCUUCUGUCAGAGGAAGGACUGGAAGGAUCAUCAACACACCUGCUGUCAGUCUGCAGGGGGCGUUGCUGUUCAGGAGGAAGAGCCAAUCACAGCCAUGGACAUGGACAAAGUGAAAUGAAGUAGCAGCAAGCCCUCAGUCCGUAUGAAGACGUGAGCAUUGAGGUCAUCAGACAGGAAGUCCUUACGUGGACAAAGAGGAGAUUUUCUUUCUGAACACUUAUGGCACUUAUUAUGAAAGUUUCCCCUCAGACCGACAUGAUCUUCUGUAAGCUGAACCAGCUCCAUUUAAAAAAAAACUGCACUGACUUUAUAUUUGUAGAGAGAAGUUGGACGUUUUUCCUGUUCACUUCAAUACAAAACAGUUUGAUCACAGCUGCGUCUCGAGGACAUUAGAGGAACUGCAGCUCAUCGCACUUGAUCACGCCGAACUGCACAUGAAGGUGAUCUGAACUUAGUACCUCAAUAAUCAUCAAACUUUCAUUCACUUCCAUCCCGGUUCAAUUUUUUUUUUUUUUUAAUAACAUACUUUUUUAUUUUAUCAUUUACCAAAAUUCUGAUUUUUAUUUUUUUGGGCAUUUUCAAGUUUUAUUUGACAGAGACAGCUGAAGAGUGACAGGAAUGUGGGGAGAGCGAGAUGGGGAAUGACAUGCGGCUAAGGGCUACAGGUCAGAUUUUAACCCUGGGCAGCAAGGACUGAGCCUUCGUACAUGGGGCGGUUCUUCCCUCGGAGACUGUUAUCUCUCUUUUGUUUUAUGAAACAUUAUUUUGCUGCCAUCUGAACUCUUUAAAUCUCCAGAGACCGUCCUGAAUAAAUAAAGGUCAAACAUAUCAAUAGAAUAAAAAUAAAUUAACUCCUCCCCACACUGUCUUAAACUUGAAAUAUCUGUUAUUGUGGUUUAUCAUUGAAGGAUUGUCAGAAUCAAAAAAUAGUUUCAGCUGAAACAAUGUUUGUUUUUAUAUUCACAGUAUGUGGAAGUGUAUAUUUGACUCUGUUUUUCUAAGAUAUCUUGUAUACCACCUUAAAAAGUGAUCAACUUUUUUUGUAAUUCAAACUUAGAAGCUCAGCUGCUACAAGCAUUAAAUUAUUUAAUGAAACUGACGUUUAACUUUUCAUUUGUAUAGUCAACCCUGCCAGUAGCCAGAGUAUUCGAAUGGUGUCUUAUGAUUGUUGCAUUUCAGCCAAUCAGAUCGUGUGUCUCACUUUGCUGUUCAGCAGGAAUCCUGCAGUUUGGAAAAACGACAUUUCAAGGCAGAAUUGACAUUUUAAAGUCCAGUUUGUCUUUCAGUCACACUUCAGUUAUCAUUUUACUCUUUAGCUUUUUAAUUUCUUUCUUUUCUUUUAAACACCAAAUUCAAUCUGCAAAGGAAGAUAUACAGUAUAUCAAUGCCCUCUGCAGGGCAUAAAAGUGAAAUGGUUUGCCUGUCCACAUACUUUUGGACAUGUCGUGUACCUCAGAUUCAUUAACUCCAAUUUAAAUUUGAACUUUACCAAGCUUUCCUUCUAGUGAACCUGAACAAAAUAAAUAACCAAAUCACAAAAAAAACGAUAAAUAAAAACACAGAUGUUUUCAUAUAUUUGUUAUCAUAAGUCAGCGUCUUUACUCAUCUACAAUCAAUACAAACUGA